Arvicanthis niloticus (Nile rat) is the source of this 4853-nucleotide messenger RNA. RefSeq names its product nuclear factor I A (gene Nfia). Gene Ontology annotation, molecular function: RNA polymerase II cis-regulatory region sequence-specific DNA binding; DNA-binding transcription factor activity, RNA polymerase II-specific. Gene Ontology annotation, cellular component: nucleus. The record is from RefSeq and is a predicted model, not a curated record. NCBI's taxonomy places the organism in Eukaryota, Metazoa, Chordata, Mammalia, Rodentia, Muridae. Gene Ontology annotation, biological process: regulation of transcription by RNA polymerase II.
UGAAAGGAUCGCAACUUCUGCAAAGUCUCUUUCAAGCACACCAGGCAAAUCCAGAGAGAAUGUGAGAAGCAGCCAGCUCGGGUUAGAUUGGAUCGCUUUCAAAGAGGAGAGAGAGAAAGAGAGAGAGAGAGAGCGAGCGAGCGAGACCGGACCGCGAGAGAGGGAGAAAGAGGGAGAGGGAGAGAGGGAGAGAGGGAGAGAGGCAGAGAGAGAGAGAGAGAGAGAGAGAGAGAGAGAGAGAGAGAGAGAGAGAGAGAGAGAGAGAGAGAGAGAGAGAGAGAGAGAGCUCUGCCAUCCUUGGUAGAAGCCUUUUGAUUUGGAGUUAAAAAAAAUUAUCCAAGAAGCUUGCAAUUGGCCAGCAGCUUAAAAAAAAAUCUCUUCCGGGUUUUCAACGGUUCCAAGUUUAUUUAGCUAUUUUUUUUAAUGCAAAAAAAACAGAGACAAGCGAUGAAGCAAUUCGUCUGAGCAUUUUAAAGUUUCUCACGUACUCUUUUUACAUUGCAAUGGAUGAGUUUCAUCCUUUCAUUGAAGCACUUCUGCCCCAUGUCCGCGCCUUCGCCUACACAUGGUUCAACCUGCAGGCCCGAAAGCGAAAAUACUUCAAAAAGCAUGAGAAGCGCAUGUCGAAAGAAGAGGAGAGGGCCGUAAAGGAUGAACUGCUAAGUGAGAAGCCUGAGGUCAAGCAGAAGUGGGCUUCCCGACUUCUGGCCAAGUUACGGAAAGAUAUCCGACCCGAGUACCGAGAGGAUUUUGUUCUUACAGUUACAGGGAAAAAACCUCCAUGCUGUGUUCUUUCCAACCCAGACCAGAAAGGCAAGAUGCGGAGAAUUGACUGCCUCCGCCAGGCAGAUAAAGUAUGGAGGUUGGACCUCGUCAUGGUGAUCUUGUUCAAAGGUAUUCCGCUGGAAAGUACUGAUGGCGAGCGCCUUGUAAAGUCUCCACAGUGCUCUAAUCCAGGGCUCUGUGUCCAGCCCCAUCACAUAGGGGUUUCUGUAAAGGAACUCGAUUUAUAUUUGGCAUACUUUGUACAUGCAGCAGAUUCAAGUCAAUCUGAAAGUCCCAGCCAGCCAAGUGAUGCUGACAUUAAGGACCAGCCAGAAAAUGGACAUUUGGGCUUCCAGGACAGCUUUGUCACAUCAGGUGUUUUCAGUGUGACUGAGCUAGUAAGAGUGUCACAAACACCAAUAGCUGCAGGAACCGGCCCCAAUUUUUCUCUCUCUGAUUUGGAAAGUUCUUCAUACUACAGCAUGAGUCCAGGAGCAAUGAGGAGGUCUUUACCCAGCACAUCCUCUACCAGCUCUACGAAGCGCCUCAAGUCUGUGGAGGAUGAAAUGGAUAGUCCUGGUGAAGAGCCAUUUUACACAGGCCAAGGGCGCUCCCCAGGGAGUGGCAGUCAGUCCAGCGGAUGGCAUGAAGUAGAGCCAGGCAUGCCAUCUCCAACCACACUGAAGAAGUCUGAGAAGUCUGGUUUCAGCAGCCCCUCCCCUUCGCAGACCUCCUCCCUGGGAACAGCAUUCACACAGCAUCACCGACCUGUCAUUACAGGACCCAGAGCAAGUCCGCAUGCGACGCCAUCGACUCUCCACUUUCCAACAUCACCCAUCAUCCAGCAGCCUGGGCCUUACUUCUCACACCCAGCUAUCCGUUACCACCCUCAGGAGACGCUGAAAGAGUUUGUCCAACUUGUCUGCCCUGAUGCUGGUCAGCAAGCUGGACAGGUGGGGUUCCUCAAUCCCAAUGGAAGCAGUCAAGGCAAGGUGCACAACCCAUUCCUUCCCACCCCAAUGUUGCCGCCGCCACCGCCACCACCGAUGGCCAGGCCUGUGCCUCUGCCCAUGCCAGACACCAAGCCUCCAACCACAUCAACAGAAGGAGGUGCAGCCUCCCCCACCUCACCGACCUACUCGACACCCAGCACCUCCCCCGCAAACCGAUUCGUCAGUGUUGGACCACGGGAUCCAAGCUUUGUAAAUAUCCCUCAACAGACACAGUCCUGGUACCUGGGAUAAAAGUUGCAGCGUCCCACCAUCCUCCAGACAGACCACCUGACCCCUUCUCAACUCUGUAACAUGGACGCAACCUUAACCCCGCGCAGUUACAACUUCACUGUCAGUGGAAGGGGAGAGAAACCAACUCAAUCAACUUGUACCUGGAAACAGCAAGCAACGUGGUCAAACAGCAAAGGCCAUAACUUUUCGGGAUUCUUUUUUCUUUUCUUCUUCUUCUUCUUUUUUUUUUUUUUAAAUACUUUAGGGACUGUUGUAAUUUCUCAUAUGGUGCUGGAAAUGGCUGGGCUGUGUGACAUUUGAAGUGUUUCAGUGGUGGCGUGAGCAGUAGCUGACAUGGCUGGUAGAGGAGGAGCCUUGCUCACGAACUUCCUGUUGUAACACUUGUGAGCCUGGCCUUUUCACAGUAUUUCAUGAAUUUGCCCAUGCAGGUGUGUGACCCUCCCUGAGCGUUUGGAGACACCUGGAGAAUGAAAUCUUUUGUAGUAGCUGAGAUCUGUGAUCUGUAACUUACAGGACACUCAAAGGGCAAUGUUUUGGGGUUUUUUUUUUUGUUUUUUGUUUUUUUUUCUGUAACAUAUUAGAAAAAGAAAAUGCAGUUAAGUUGAUCUUUCUUUUAGUUUGGUUUGGUUCAGCAGUCAGCAGUUACAUACAUAACACAACCCGCAAGGACAGUGAAUCCACUCCUGUUGCAGAACAAUUCCAAAAAGACGGCAAAGACUACUACUAUCAGUUUGAUUUUUUUUUUAAGUUUUGAAAUGCUGCACUUACAUUUAAAAAAAAAAAAAAAAACCAUUUUUCAACAAUUUCAACAAUGACACAAAAAUUCACAUGGAAAUGGGGAAGAUGGUCUGUUUUGACAGAAACUGACAGGAAUCAAAACAAUCGAAUUUUGAAUUGAGUGAAGUGCAAUUUCAUUGGAUAGCUAAGUAUCUUUGUAAGAUAGAGAUUGUUGAAAAUUCUAUUUUUGUUUUUCAAGUCCUCCCACCCCAGGACUCUAAAUUAUUGGGGUAAAAAACAGCCUUGCAAGAAAAAGGGGAGCUAUUUUUGCUUUUUAUGUUUUUUAUUGUUAAACUUGUAUCCCUUUAAAAAAAAAAAAACCGAAGGAAAAUUAAAAAAAACAAAAAAACAAAAAAAAUACAAAUCUAAUGGUGCUUUUACCACAAUAUGUUAACUACAUUAAAUGCUAAUUAUUUUCUGUUAUCAAAGCACAUAACUCAAAUGAAAUCAUGGUAUCUGUUAAUUUUAUAAGCUAGAAAUCAUUAUAAUGAAUUAUGCCAAUUCUGGAAAAUCUUACAUGUGUAUGGCAACACCAGAUCUAUCGGUUAUCAAAUGCCUCAUUGUACCAGACAUUGUCCAGAAGUUUCAAAGACCCUUUGCAAACCCUGAACUGGGCUACAGGGAAAUAAUACGAACACUGAUAAGGACACAACUGUGUGUGCCCAUUCAGAUCAAAGUACUUGUUAGGGAAAAUAAAAAACAAGAAAACAAACAAACAAAAAAAAAAGUUCACACCCCCCAGAUGUCUUGUAUCUUAUGUUUAAGGAGAAAAAAAAAAGACAAAAAAAAGACAAAAAAAUCAAAAAAGAAAAAAAAAAAAGCAGAAACAAAUAAACAAACAAAAAAAAAAUGCAAGUGAUUUUUCUACCAGACAGCGAAGCGCCCCCUUGCUUCCCAUGCAACUUCACGGUUUCCUAUGCUAUACAUAUAUAUGUGUUCUGGUUGGCAGGACCUGCCAACCAGAGGAAGUCUCUGCAUGUUCUAGUGUUAGUAACUAAUUUUUAUAUAGCUAAUGUAGGAUAAAGUAGAGUGCAUUAAGACAAUAUUGUAACCCACUCUAGGCACUUGCCUUUAAACUGUCUCAGCCCUUCAGAAGGGCUCAACUACUGUCCUAUACAAUCAAGUGACUGAAAUUCCUGGGAAGACACUUUGCUCCGCAUCUAACCCCCACCCCACCCCAAACAAUGUUGUUUUGUUUUUAUUUUUUUCCUUAAUUUGCACGAAAACAGAAAUUCCAUAUCAAUGUGCCUUGCCCUGGAUAGUGAUUAUUUGUGGAAUUGUUGCACAUGCUCCUCAAGUGAAGGGGUUUUUCCCUACUCAUGCAUUCGGAGACACUUUUUGUAAAUGUUAACUUUUAUGUCAGCCAUCGUCAGUUUCAACAUCUAGACCUAAAUAGAAAGUUAGCUGUUCCGCAGACAGGCGCAGUCUUGAUUGUCCUGUGUGGUCAGUGGCAGUGCUAUUCUGAGCUCUGUAGAUGCUUACAACGUCAGUAUUUGGGAUGUCGCUGCAUUUUUUUUUUUUUUCAAUUUAUUUGGAGUCUUCCUUUAACCCUCCCCCCCCCACCAGAUAUAUGAAAAUAUGCAAUACCUGCUUAUAUCAUGUAGAAAAGCUUAGCAAGAAUUAAUUUUUCUUUCUUUCUUUCUUUCUUUUUUUUUUUUUUUUUUUAAUUUGACCAAAGUCAGUGCUGCACAUGACGCAGUGGGUUUUAGGUGUCUGUCUUUGUAUUUUCUGUGGUUCUCGAUGCACGUGCGCAGGAAGGGCUCCUCUUAGAGGAGCAGCCAAACUGUGAAGCACUAAGCUGACCCUGCUUCAAGCAAUUUUGUUUUUACAACUGUUCCUUUCACAAGCAAGCCUUAAAAAAUAAAAAAAAAAAAAAAAAGACAACUUCCUUUCUCCUCAGCCCCACACCCACUUUUCUUAGCAGAAGGCAGUCAAUCCACAUUCAAUAAAAAGUACAUAAUGCCCAUUUUUAUAUGCACGUUUUUAAACUUCCAAGUUCUGAAAAUUGUUUACUGGUUAUCUCUAUUUAAGGAAAAAAAAUAAAAUAAAACAUUUUGGAUUUUCAUA